CACGCGCCAACGAGUUGUUUAUUUCACAGUCACUCGCCAGUCAGCCGUUUAUUUCACACAUUCAGAUACGUUUGAUCGCUUUGUACACUCAAAACACAAACAACGCACACGUACUGUACCGAAAAAGCGAGCGAGUCACAUCACAGACAUAGAAAAGCACAACCAGACCAGAUGAGCGGCAGAAUCGCCAUUUUCCGUUCACUCUUCAGUCCAGGCCCAUCUGCUUCUUGAGUCGUUCCAGCUCUAAGUCGACAGUGGCCUGCCGCGCCGCUUCCUUGUCAGACAACCCAGUCCACUGACCCCUGCACCACACACAGAGACACAACAGACACAGCAUGCGCUAUCUGUCUAUCCUUUCACUCUCGCCUUCACUCACCUCUGUGGUUGUCGUGGUUUCGACGCCACCUCGACGGUUAUCGACUUUGCCGCUCCCUCACCCUCGCCACUCGACAAGUCGUCCACUAUCUCUAUCUGCCGCGCCCUUGACGGAGGAGGGGAGGGCGAGGCGGGAGGCUCCUCCCCUUUGCCAUAGAUGGGGAUCACUCUUUCGCGUGGCUCUUCGAGAUUCCAGUCGCGGCCAGUGCCACCUGGGAAAUAGGAGAGCUCGGCAUAUUUCUUGUUGAGUAUCCUCGACCGAGACUCCAGCUUGCGGAUGUACUCCUGAUGACAGAGGGACAGGAAAGAGCGCCUGAGUGGUGUCGUGGGCAGAGAGCAUUCACCCACCUGUAGCUGAUCGAUUUGCGCCUUCAGCCCCGCUGACUUCUCGACAGCCUUCAUCUCAUCCUCCAGCCUGCACAAUGAAAGAUGACAAACACCAUUCUCAGCCGCCUGCCUACUUCUCAUGCGGUGUGCUCACUUUGCUGCUUUCAUGAGGAGGUCGUCGCCCAUGCCCUUUUCCUUGAACUGGCGGACCACCCUGUCGGCCUUUAGCUUCUCGCGCUCGAGGUCUCCGCACUUGGACCUGCACCAGAAACACCGUUGUAUAUCAGUAUGGAUGUCCCUAGGUGGGUGCUGUGAGUGUGGCGGUCACCUCAGCUGUUCGAGAAGGUUGUCGGUGGCAUUCAUCUCUUUCCUGAUCUCAUCCACGUUGCCGCGAAGAAACAUCUCCUCGAGCUCAGCCUGACGACACGCAAUCAAAUGCAUACAAUUGACGCUCCGCCCGAUGCUGUCUGGUCUGCCUCGGUUCCCCACCGACCUCCAUGCCUUCCUCCGUCAGGUUGUCUUCGAGGAACUCGACCACAUCUUUGAGCAGCUUGUUCGCCCCCUGCGAGGCGAUCAUCUUGAACGCCUCGCCAAGGAUGCGGCCCAGGCCCUCACUCGAUCCCCCUCCCAGCGCCUGCAUUGCCUGCGACACGUCCAUCUCUGCCGGCUGCUGUGCUCCUGAUGAUGGAGGCGCUGUUGGUGGCGAUGAGGUGACGGGUUCGGGGGCAGGGGCAGUCGGUGGCUUGGCAGGAGCUGGAGUGGGAGGUGAGGGCGUGACAGGGGUGAUCGGGGCGGCACUGCCCGUCAGCUUCUCGCGUAGCCUACGGCCGUCGUAGGCUGCCCGCUUGUUGAUGUCCCUGUGAGAACGACCAACAGGAUGAUUCCCAUGCCGUUUGCUCAUCCGCUGUCAGUGCGAACAUACCUGAGUGUUUCAUAUGCCUCCGUCAGUAGCUGGUACUUUGCAGAUGCCUCCGGUGAAGCGUCAACCUCGGGAUGUACGUCAGCCGACUGCACACAACACGCCAGGUCACAUCACACCAGAUCACGUCAGGUCAAGGAUGCACAAUGAGUCAAUGUGUGAUGGUGGACGUACCAGUCGCCUGUAGGCCUUCUUGAUCUGCCUAGCGUCAGCAUUCUCAGCCACACCGAGCACCUCAUAGAAAGACUCGGGCGCUUUGUCGCCGUCGUCACUCAUCCGCAGCGCAUGAAUGCCCCUCCUCCGAGAGUGCCGUGGCGACGCUCUCUGGCCAUGGCCAGAUCUCUGCCAUGGUUGCCGGGGUGCAGGGACGAGGAAGGACAAGUGAUCUGCCCUGACGGCAGCAGAGGCAGCGUGGAAAACCCAGGCUGCUGAAGCGAAUGCCAGAUGCAUCAACACACUCAUGCUGCAGCUGCAGGGGAAGCUCUGGGAUGGCGAGAGGCUCCUUUUCCC
Messenger RNA from Vitrella brassicaformis, 2131 nucleotides. Lineage: Eukaryota; Vitrellaceae. The record is from the annotation of a GenBank genome assembly.